This is a messenger RNA of Paramecium tetraurelia, 261 nucleotides long. RefSeq lists its product as uncharacterized. The transcript has a single exon. The record is from RefSeq and is a predicted model, not a curated record. Lineage: Eukaryota; Ciliophora; Oligohymenophorea; Peniculida; Parameciidae.
AUGUGUGAUUUAUUUAAAAAUUUCGAUGAACUCUUUACUUAUGAUGUUGGUAAGGUGGAGGAAACAAAAAAGAUUUAGCCAUUGUAACAACUAGAGAAAUCAAAAUAAAAUGACAAGGAAAAAAUUAAGAAAUUUAUUAAGCAGAAGAAAAAGAAAAGCAAGAAAACUCAGAUGAUUAACAAGAAGUGCAAGAAGAUUAUGAAGGAAGAACAAAAGCAGGAAGUUUUAGAAUAAAAAGAAGAGAUAUUCUAUGAAGAUUGA